Molecule: messenger RNA, 2430 nt
Organism: Pseudogymnoascus verrucosus
Lineage: Eukaryota; Fungi; Ascomycota; Leotiomycetes; Thelebolales; Thelebolaceae
Exons: 6
Coding region: 1-2430 (809 amino acids)
Biological process (GO): glucan catabolic process
Molecular function (GO): beta-glucosidase activity
Source: RefSeq, a predicted model, not a curated record
AUGUUGUCCCCAAGUCUUACUGAUGACAAGUUUGACGGCAUUGUUAAUCAGCUUUCACUACCAGAAAAGGUUGGCCUGCUCUCUGGAGCCGGUGCUUGUCGUACGUCUGGGUUGCAGAGGCUGAAUAUACCCAGCCUUAACACAUCAGAUGGCCCACAUGGCCUACGUGGUGGCGGCGGCCGCUUCUUCAAUCCCCCACCGGGGUACCAAUUGCCAUCUGCAACGGCAAUUGGGGCAACCUUUGAUGUCAACUUGAUGCAUCACCCUGUUCUCAGCGGGACCCUGGCACUGCAUUACAUCAAUGGCCUCCAAGAGCGCCAGGUUGCUGCCUGUAUCAAGCACUACGCAGCACACGACCAAUCCGCCAUGGCGACUGAAGAUGAUGUCCAUAUGACGGAACGAACGUUACGUGAAAUUCACCUUAUGCCGUUCCAAAUUGCAAUGAAGUCCCAGCCAUGGGCGUUUAUGGCAUCGUAUAAUCGCAUCAAUGGUCUUCAUGUGAGCGAGAGCCCAUUUAUGUUGACAGAGAUUCUCCGCAAGGAAUGGAAGUUUGAUGGCCUGGUCAUGAGUGACUGGUGGGGCACUUACAGCACUUCCGAGGCCGUCAACGCUGGCCUCGAUUUAGAAAUGCCCGGACCUGCCAUUUGGAGAGGCAAGCAGUUGGUUUCCGCAGUCGAAUGUCGGAAAGUGCCAAUGAAAGCGAUAGAUACUGCCGUUAGGAACGUACUAAAGCUUGUAGACAGAACCCACAACCCUACCGCUCCUAGAGAGAACGAAACUGGAGAUACAGAAGAAAGUCGAGCACUAACCCGAAAAGUGGCCGCCGAUGCCAUUGUCCUUCUAAAAAAUCAUAGACACAUCCUUCCACUGGCUAAAGAAUCAAUUCAGACAAUCGGCUUGAUUGGCGAACACUUUAAAAUACCAGCUACUUGCGGAGGGGGAAGCUCAGAAGUAGCCCCUUUCUACGUUAGUACACCAUUUGAUGCAAUCGUGGAAGCACUGGGUGCCGACAGGAUUCAGUACCAUGAUGGUUGUUAUUCCCGCAGAUGGACUCCAUUAAUAACAAGUGGCCUUACUAUUCCUAAAUCCCCAGAACCUGGUUUACUCCUUGAAUGGUUUGGAGAAGAUCCGACUAAAGUCAACGGCACUCCAUGCGUUCAUUCUACAACAACAUUAAGUACAUCUAUGUAUUUUAGCCAAAUGAUAUUGGAAUCUGUGCCAGAUACCCAUUUCAUUCGGAUCAAGACAAUUUUUGCACCAGAGGAGACCUGCAAAUAUCGCUUCGCUCUUAGUGUCUGUGGGAAGGCAAAGCUUAUCAUUAACGGAAGAGAAGUGGUUGAUCUAUGGACAGACCAUCCCAAAAAGACAGCCGACACCCCUUGUUUUAACAAGCUAUCAAUGGAAAGGCUGAUAGAUCUCGAUGUGGAAUUUGGCCAAAAGUAUGACAUCGUCAUUAUUAUGACAAAUGAGACCGACAAAGCACAUAUUGGACCUACUCCACCUGGUGGUGUUCGCCUUGGAGGGCAGAAAAUUCGAGAUGAGGACGAGGCCAUUAAUGAGGCCGUGGAUUUGGCACGAAAUGUUGACAUUCCAAUUGUGUUGGCCGGCUUGAGUUCUGAUUACGAAUAUGAGGCUUCCGAUCGUGCAAGUCUAAAACUGCCAGGUCGAAUGGAUGAAAUGAUACAGCGAGUUGCUGAAGCCAACCCAAAAACAAUUGUAAUCACUCAGGCCGGAAUGCCUUUUGAGAUGCCUUGGAUCGAGGCCACAGAUACUCUUGUACAUGCUUGGCUAGGCGGCCAGGAGACAGGACAUGCAAUUGCUGAUGUAUUAUUGGGGGCCGUCAAUCCGUCAGGGAGACUGUCAAUAACAUUUCCGAGGCGACUCGAAGACACCCCGACAUUCUUGAACUUUGGUAAAGCCGACCGUCACAUCGUCUAUGGUGAAGGUAUUUUUGUUGGACAUCGGUAUUAUGAGAUGAUUGACCGACCACCGCUCUUUUAUUUUGGAUAUGGCCUAUCAUACACUGAUUUUGAGUACUCGAACUUGAUUGUCCCAGAUGUAGUUUGCCCUAGGGUGGUUGGAGGGAUGAACGAUGUCGUUUUCAACAUUUCGGUAGACGUUACUAACGUGGGAACCUAUGACGGUUCAGAGGUCAUUCAGGUGUACAUUACAGAUCUGGAGUGCUCAGUUCAACGGCCUAAAAAAGAAUUUAAGGCUUUCCAGAAGGUCUAUCUCGCCAAGGGGGAAAGGCGAACUUGCCAUUUUACCUUAGAUAAAUACGCGCUCUCCUUCUGGUCUGAGGAACAUUCCCAAUGGAUAACGGAAGCAGGUGAUUUUGUAGUAGUCAUUGCUACCAGCGCUGACCCUGCAGAUGAACUACUUCGAGUAUCUUUUACUGUAACAGAGACCUUCUUAUGGUCUGGCCUUUGA